AUGUCUGCCCCGGUUCAUAACAACGACGUUGCUGCCGAGCAGGCUUACAAGGAGGGACAUACGAAUGGCCAUCAUCACCAUGGGCCUGCGAACGCUGGACCCGGGGGAACGGUGCCUGUGCCAAAACCUCACCAGUCGAUGGUCUCUCAGGUGUAUGAUCCUCAAUUCUUCAAGAUUGCCAAUCCUGGGCCAUUGGGUCUGAUUAGCUUCGCCCUUACUACCUUUGUGUUGGGACUGUACCAGUGCGGCGCUGGAUUACCCAAUUCCAACCCCCUGGGAGACGUUGGCCCCGACCAAGCCGUCUUCGGACUGGCAGUCUUCUUUGGCGGCGCCGCCCAGUUCGUCGCGGGCAUCAUGGAAUUCCGCGUCGGCAACACCUUUGGCACGACGGUGCACUGCUCCUACGGCGCCUUCUGGCUCGCCUUUGCCAUGUUCCUCGUCCCGUCCCUGGGCAUCAAGGAGGCGUAUGCGGGUGACGCCCGCGCGUACAGCUUCGCCGUCGGCAUCUUCUUGAUCCUGUGGUGCUUCCUCACGCUGUUGUUCUUUGUGGCCGCGCUGCGAACCAACAUUGCUAUUCUGGUGGUGCUGGGCCUGCUUGUCUUGGCCUUCUUCUUCCUGAGCAUCGCCCAGUUUAUUUCGUCUUCGCACAUGACGGCUGCGGUGAGGGUGAAUCGUGCGGGCGGUGUGUUUUCCGUGUUGUGUGCUUUGUCUGCGUUUUAUGCGGGCGGUGCUGGGCUCAUGACGCCGGCUACGACUUGGGUUCGGUUUCCGUUGGGUGAGUUUGAGAGAGCGCCUGCUCAGACGAAUCCUGCGUAA
Molecule: messenger RNA, 816 nt
Organism: Pochonia chlamydosporia 170
Lineage: Eukaryota; Fungi; Ascomycota; Sordariomycetes; Hypocreales; Clavicipitaceae
Product: GPR1/FUN34/yaaH family domain-containing protein
Exons: 2
Coding region: 1-816 (271 amino acids)
Cellular component (GO): plasma membrane
Molecular function (GO): acetate transmembrane transporter activity
Source: RefSeq, a predicted model, not a curated record